Peronospora matthiolae is the source of this 171-nucleotide messenger RNA. The record is from the annotation of a GenBank genome assembly. NCBI's taxonomy places the organism in Eukaryota, Oomycota, Peronosporomycetes, Peronosporales, Peronosporaceae.
AUGAAGAUUUCGAACAGACACGAGGGACUUUCAGGAUUUGUUGAUGUGCGUGACUUGGAUUACGCCUGGUAUAAGAUCUGGAAGUCGUUGCGCGCGGAUCUUCGGGUCCUGCGUGAACAGUUCCACGCGACAGUGUUGACGCUAGGCGAGGGUGGCACUUACACUUUAUGA